Candidula unifasciata is the source of this 885-nucleotide messenger RNA. The record is from the annotation of a GenBank genome assembly. NCBI's taxonomy places the organism in Eukaryota, Metazoa, Mollusca, Gastropoda, Stylommatophora, Geomitridae.
UUUGAGUACACUGUAACAUGUGGACUUUGUACAAGAACUGGGGAGCAGAAUUUACAAAUACUCAAAAAAUUCUCACAGAGAGUGUAUCCGAGUCCAAGCAAAAGAUCUAUGGACAGUAAAGGCACACAUGAAGAAAUCACCUACCCAAAUAUAUUUUUUACUGUUGAUGAUUUUGAGGAGGUUUUCCAAGACCUAAUAGUAAGAGAUAGUGAAAGUGUUGCAGUGGAAUUGACGGCACGAGAUAAGCAGGGCCACUUUGCUGGUGUACUCUUCCUUGGCUCAGUGAAAUAUGAUGCCCUGAAAAGAGUCUAUGAUAGCAGAGCCAGCCUAACACAAAAACUGACUCAACGGAUGUCAAUGGGUUUGAUAAAAAACAAGAAGCGUGUAGAAUUUAUGAAAAUGAGGGGUCCAAGAGGCAAAGGCUGUGCAGAAAUGGCUGUCAGUAGAGUCAAGGGAUCCGGUCCUGAGACACCAGACCUGGAAAAUUUCCCAGUUACAGAUUUUGAAAAUGGAGACACAGAGGAUCAGUAUUCCCAUCGUAGAAUGAGUGAUCCUAGCCAGGGCAUCACUAACUAUAUGCGUGGCAGUUUUCGCCGUGCUCUCAAUAUGAAAAAAUCUCGCUCUGAAACAGAAGGCGUUGAUGCAGCUACCGAUGAGGAUGGCUCCGAGGUGGAGGCAGGUACAUUACAAGAUGAACUAGCAGACAGUGAACAGUACAAUGGAUUUUGGGGCAAAUCAUUUGGGCAGGCCUGGCAUUGGUUUAAGGAGAAGAAGAGAGCCUCAUGUAUAGCCUUGAAUGCCAAUCUGACCUAUGUGAUGUUACCCUGGCACAGAAUCAUUGCAGAUAUUUUAGAAGAGAAACAGAAACCUGUUCUAACUCACUGA